This is a messenger RNA of Rhipicephalus microplus (southern cattle tick), 2713 nucleotides long. Its product is annotated as nose resistant to fluoxetine protein 6. Lineage: Eukaryota; Metazoa; Arthropoda; Arachnida; Ixodida; Ixodidae. Gene Ontology annotation, molecular function: acyltransferase activity, transferring groups other than amino-acyl groups. The record is from RefSeq and is a predicted model, not a curated record.
AGAAGAAAACCUUCGCGCCACGGCGAAAAGUGCGAUGCGAAGGGUAGCCAUCCAUCGUCUUGACCUUUCUUUUGCUUUGUGCGUAUGCGCAGGUACUUCAUGGCCUCGUGUAUAUCUUUCGUAAUCGUCGGUUCGCUCACGGAUAUCUACCUGCGCAAAUACGGCAAAGAAGCCGGACAUGACCUCAACAACAUUGGUGCCUUCUUCAAAGUGGUGCUGUCGUUUAGCGCGGUGGCCAACACAGAGAAACUUUUAAACGUACAUGCCGAACGUGGUACGGAUGCCUGGCGUCUGCGGUUCCUGCAUGGGCUGCGAUUCCUCAGUGCGAGCUGGGUCAUACUGGGGCACAGUUACCUGACCAUCGAGCCGACGGCUGUGGGAGAGCUUCUCCGGAUCGUCCGGUUUGGGAAGAACUUCAUUUGGUGUCUCGUCGGCAACGCCUAUCCAUCUGUGCAGACCUUCCUCUUCAUGAGCGGAUUCCUACUGAGCUUUAACAUCGCUACGCACUUGAGGAAAAGAAGAGGAGGCCUCUGGCUACCGGUCACCUUACUCCUCGUAAGAAGAUACAUAAGGUUGACGGCGCCUCUCAUGUUCGUGAUCGGGGUAUGGCUGCUCGUGCCCCUGGUGGUUGACGGGCCGCUUGCCAAAGAACACCACCCGUCCAUAUUCGCCACUUGCACCCGCAACUGGUGGCGGGCGCUCAUACACAUCAACAACUGGAGCGACCUGCUCGACAUGUGCCUCCAGCACAGCUGGUACGUAAGCGUCGACUGGCAAAUCUACAUGUUCAUCUGGAUCAUUCCUGUCGUCAUGUUGAGCCACCCGAGGAUAGGCUUGCUGUGCGCGGGGGCCCUGGCAAUCGGCUCGUCAGCGGCAGUCACUGUCAACGCUUACAUGUACUCCUAUCAACCGCUACCCUUGUACGGCCAGCCACAGCUCGACAAGACACUGGACAUGAUGAAAUUCAUCUACUACCGGCCGUACGUCCACGUGACUUCGUACGCCGUGGGCAUCAUGCUGGGCUACGCAGUGAGCGCGCACGUCGGCCUGAAGCUUCCCCGCUGGGCGCGUGCCGCUCUCUGGACGAUGUCCACGAUGCUGGCGCUGCUAGUUGUCUUCGGUCCCUUCAAGUGGCUGCGUGGUGACUCUUGGCUGGGCGCUGACGCAGUUGCUUACGCCGGCUUAAGCAAACUGGCCUGGGCGCUGUCACUCUCCUGGGUCGUCUUCGCCUGCGCUUCGGGUCGCGGAGGUUUCGUCAGCAGAUUUCUAUCCUGGAGGCCUCUGAUUCCGCUGAGCAGGCUUUCGUACGGCGCCUACCUUAUCCACUCACCACUGUACCUCAUACGAGCCGGCAUCAUGCGAGAACGACUGUCUCUGCAGCACUUCAAUCUGGUAAAAGACUUCUUUGGAUGCCUGACGAUGUCAUUCCUGAUGGCUUAUCUGCUGUACCUGGUGUGCGAAGCCCCUGUUGCGUCACUGGAAAAACUGCUGCUGGCACCCGCGACUCGCAGGAUCCAGGCAGGGAACUCGCAGAAGGAUGCCACGAGCGAAGUUUCGCACGGCGAACACGGCCGGGAACAGGUCUGCGUCACCGUCAGCUCUGCACAGCGUUACAUUAUCACCGAGACCAAGUGCCGCCUCUAAAUAUUUCUUUUUCUCUUGUUUUUGAGCGCGUAAGAAAAAAGUCAGCUCUUUGAAAUGCUCCAGCUGCCUCGUAAAGCAGGCAGCGGCGUCGUCCGGCCACGCUGGUGUGAACGCUGUCACCUUUCCCAGCGAGACUGAUUGAGCCAGCUUUCACAACGACUAGCCUAUGUACGUCCUCGUGUUUUGGGUACUUUUGUCCUACACUGGCUGCCUGCAACAGUGAAACGCCAGUGCUAAGCCUUACUUAUCGUCUCUGUUUAGUUCGGUGCAAGCGACCAAAGGCGCUUAUGUCUAUUGUCGUAUACGUCGAAAAAAAAAUCUGGUGCGUUGGCAGCCACAUUUUAAUGCUUGCCGUUUGUGACUCUGGCGGCUUUGCUAUUUCUGAAUUCAUUACCAUUUUUGUACCCCGUUGGAGACAAUCCAUUCGAGGCCUUUACUUUUCUCAAUUUUAAAUUAAUGCUAAAGGUUGAGAAUAAUUUUGCAUUAGUUAAGCUGUUGUGCUUCUGUCACGGGAGAACCUGGUUUAAAAUAAUUGCGGAUACUCAGGGGAAAUAACGUGUUUUCUGAAUACCCGCUCAUAAUAAGACUGAAAGCCGAUGUAUAAUGCUUCUCCGUCAUGCUUAAGUACAGACGCUUCUGUGAAUGAACCGAUAACAAAAAACAAAAUACACAGCAAUCUUGUUUGUGUUUGGUAGCGGUACUGCUUGAUUGAUGUGUAGAAAAAGUUCGCUGUGAUUCCUUGCUUGGCAAGCAGGAGACACUGACAUUCGAGAAACUAGAAUCUUAGCAGAGCCCAAAAGACGUAAAAGAGAACGUUCGAGUGGUCAACCACUUUGUUGCACUCAGCUGGUGAGUCAGGGAUAAGAGUUGUGCUUUGAUUUGAAUUAUGAUAAUGCUGUAAAAUUAAAUAUGCUAGAUAUAUCAUCAAAAGACCACUGUAAUUGUUCGUGUGUAUAUAAAGCACCACUACCUCUUAGGCUCGGUUAUGCAUAUCAUAGUUCAUUUGGCGCAUCUGCUUUAUUUCCCACGAUUCAUCAGUACACCGCGACAGACAAAUCAUGCUCAUGUG